UGCGGACCACAAAGACUGGAUCGGUGCACACCUUCUAACACAUUAUACCCAUUGUCAAUGACAUGAUGUACUCGGAUUCCUUUCUAGGAAUACCACCAAAACAUGUGAUGCACCAAGCCUUCCCUCAUUCUUGCGCUCUGCAGGGCGCUUGGGGGAAUCACGUGACCACCCUCCUGGAUGAGGCUUAGAUUACUCGCUGCCUGGGUCGUUACGACUCGGUAGUCGAGCGCGAAUUUCCGUCCCUGUGCCCUCCUCCUGUCUCUGAAGAUGCGACUGCACCGGCACUGUACGCAGAAUGAGACGCUGGGAUGACUUUGUCGACGACCAUCCACGGGUGGCCGAGAUCCUCUCGAUCCGCAAGUAUUUGCCGCCAUUGAACUUCAUCACCAUCCACUAUGCCUACUUCAUCAUCGUGUGCCUCGUCAGCUCCGUCAUCUUCUGGCGGUCGUCGGAGCCCGCCUUCAGCAUCAGCUACACCGACAGCCUGUUCAUCGUGGUGUCUGCCAUGACCGAGGCCGGGCUGAACACGGUCAACCUCAGCACGUUGACCAGCUGGCAGCAGGCGAUGCUUUUUCUCCUCAUCAUGCUUGGUAGUACCAUCUGGGUCUCCAUCUGGACGGUGCUGGCGCGCAAGCACGUCUUCGAGAAGCGCUUCGAGAGCAUCGUGCGUGCCGAGCGCAUGCGCAGCCUCAGCCGACGGGGCAGCAGCUCGUCGCUCCGCCUGCCGAGGCUUCGCAGGGCCCUCUCGUUCCGCAAGGCCAAGACCGUCCCGACGCCAGACAAGGUCCUCCAGGCGACCGGGACCCGUGCAGCGAGGCUGGAGCCGUCGACUUCAGACCCCGACCCGGACAGGUCGCAGGCCGAUGCCCGGAUACCACGGCGUCGACGUGCGUCCUCCUUGCCGGAUCUGGGUCCUGUGGGGCCGGCCAAGCCUCCGCCCGAGCCGGCCAAGGCCGCGCCGGAGCCCGGCCCGGGCGGUCCUGGUGGACACAUUGUCUUCGUCGACACGCCGCGGCCGCCGCAGCAAGAGGGCGGGGAUGCCGUAUCGACUGGGGUCUCCGAGGUCGACGGGGUCCGGCCCAAGCGGAGGAACAUUGCCAGCAAGGCAUCCGCAGACCACUGGCAGGAUGGCGGCCAUCCCACGGUGCGGCAUUUCCUCAGGAGCCGCGCCCCGGGUCGCAAGGGCCAGUUCCACGACCUCACCAGCGAGGAGCGGGAACACCUGGGCGGGUGCGAGUACCGCGCCCUGAAGGCCCUCGCCCUCGUGGUGCCGGCCUACUUCUUCCUCUGGCAGUGCCUGGGGUCUGUUGCGCUCGGGGCGUGGAUGAGCCUCAACAUGCCAAGCACCGCAAGGGCGAACGGCAUAGAUCCGUGGUGGCUGGGCGUCUUCAACGGCGUCUCGGCCUUCAACAACUCGGGCAUGUCGCUCCUCGAUGCCAACAUGAUCCCAUUCCAGGGAGCCUACUUCGUCCUCAUCACGAUGGGGUUGAUGAUCCUGGCCGGCAAUACUGCGUACCCACUCUUUCUCCGCCUCGCCAUAUGGACGGUUCUCCAGCUCCUGAGGGCCGUGACCGCAGAGGACUCCUGCGAAACGACAAAGGCCACCCUCGAGUUCAUUCUGAAAUACCCUCGCCGGGUUUACACAAAUCUCUUCCCCUCCCGCCCCACGUGGUGGCUGUUCUUCAUGCUCGCCUGGUUAAAUGCUGUGGACUGGGCGGCCUUUGAGCUACUCAAUCUCGGAAAUACAGUUAUCACGAGUAUUCCUACGGGGUCUCGCAUCAUUGACGGCCUGUUCCAAGCCCUCGCCGUGCGGUCGGGCGGAUUCUAUAUCGUGCCAAUCUCUCAAGUCUAUAUUGGCCUUCAAAUACUGUACGUUAUCAUGAUGUACAUCUCCGUGUAUCCAGUAGUGAUCACGAUCCGCCACUCCAACCUCUACGAGGAGCGAUCCCUCGGUAUCUACAGCGGCGAUGAGUACUCGGCGUCCGACCCCGACCCCGAGCUUGCGGCCGGCGGCCCGGAGCUCGAGCCGCGCCCCACCAACGGCGACGGCGUCUUGUCGCUGGGCUCGCCCCUGAUGCGCCGCCUGAGCCGCUCCACCGCGGCCGCCGACAUCGGCCGGGUCCUACAGCGGACGUUCACGAUGAACGGGGUCGGCGUACCGCCCACGAGGCACUUCCCGAGCAGCCCCGGGCCGAACAGCCCCCUCGCGCCGGGCCUAUCAUCCGGCGGCGGCGGCGGCGCCAACGCCAACGGCCGCAUCAGCUUCAUCACCCAGCAGGUGCGUGGGCAGCUCGCCCACGACAUCUGGUGGCUGGUGCUGGCGGUCCUGGUGAUCGCCACGAUCGAGACGUCGCACUUCCUCGGCGACCCCGUGACCUUCUCCGUCUUCAACAUCAUCUUCGAGGUCGUCUCGGCCUACGGGACGGUCGGCAUCUCCGUCGGGGUCCCCUGGGACGCGUACAGCUUCUCGGGCGCGUGGUACACCGGCAGCAAGCUCGUGCUGUGCCUCGUCAUGCUGCGCGGCCGGCACCGCGGCCUGCCCGUCGCCCUGGACCACGCCGUGCGCCUGCCGGGCGAGCACCUCCACCGGGAGGAGGAGGAGGACCACCGGAUCCGGAGGAGCAUGACGACGAGGAGGGCGGAUCUGGAGGAGUAGGGUGCGUUGUCUGACUGCCAGUGGAGUGGGAUGGACUUUUUUUUUUUUUGUUAGAUAGAAUGGGAUCUCGGACUGAAUAGACAUUUGGAGGAAACGCAAUCUUCUCAACGGCUGUCUUGAAGCGUGCCCCGGUGCUUGGUUUGACGCCCGCGCUUGCGGCAUGCCAAAACAUGUCAGUGAAAUACGGCCAGCCGCUAAAAAAAAAAAAAAAAAGGCCUGUUCUUGCCGAACUCAUGCCCUGAAGGAGUGAGGCUGAUAAUAUCAUAAAUAUUAGAUAUCAACCUGUGGGAGUAUUUCCUGAAGUGCUGGCCCGCGCUGUUAGUAUAAUCAGGACUUCUAUAAAGCAUCCUCUAGGUAGACUUCAAAUAAGGCUAUUAAAUUGUCAUGACUUAACCUUG
Messenger RNA from Diaporthe batatas, 3054 nucleotides. RefSeq lists its product as uncharacterized. Gene Ontology annotation, molecular function: high-affinity potassium ion transmembrane transporter activity. The record is from RefSeq and is a predicted model, not a curated record. Gene Ontology annotation, biological process: potassium ion import across plasma membrane; intracellular potassium ion homeostasis. The coding region runs from base 296 to 2656 and encodes 786 amino acids. Gene Ontology annotation, cellular component: plasma membrane. The transcript has 2 exons. Lineage: Eukaryota; Fungi; Ascomycota; Sordariomycetes; Diaporthales; Diaporthaceae.